UGUAUUAUUCAUUUAAAAUGUAUUAAAUAUAUUUUAUGAUAACUUACCCUCCAAAUAUAUGUAUAUGGGUGUAAUUGAAGACGUUUCAGUUAAGUGAGGUUACUGGUGUAUUGGAUGUUUAAUUCAGCACCGGCAUUGCAUGACAGUUAUUGGAAUAACAAGUGGUUUAUUUCUGAAACCACACCUUUUAAAAUUUAAGUUCAAAUAGUAAAUAGUCAAACUUGUAAUAACAAUUUAGAAGCAAAUCAACAGAAAUCGAAGCAAACAUGUCCGGAGAAGUGCGUUUGAGGCAACUGGAGCAAUUUAUUUUGGAUGGGCCGGCUCAGACCAAUGGGCAGUGCUUCAGCGUGGAGACCUUACUGGAUAUACUCAUCUGCCUUUAUGAUGAAUGCAAUAAUUCUCCAUUGAGAAGAGAGAAGAACAUUCUUGAAUACCUAGAAUGGGCUAAACCAUUUACUUCUAAAGUGAAACAAAUGCGAUUACAUAGAGAAGACUUUGAAAUAUUAAAGGUGAUUGGUCGAGGAGCUUUUGGGGAGGUCGCUGUAGUAAAACUAAAAAAUGCAGAUAAGGUAUUUGCCAUGAAAAUUUUGAAUAAAUGGGAAAUGCUGAAAAGAGCUGAGACAGCAUGUUUUCGUGAAGAACGGGAUGUGUUAGUGAAUGGAGACAAUAAAUGGAUUACAACUUUGCACUAUGCUUUCCAGGAUGACAAUAACUUAUACCUGGUUAUGGAUUAUUAUGUUGGUGGGGAUUUGCUUACUCUGCUCAGCAAAUUUGAAGAUAGAUUGCCUGAAGAUAUGGCUCGAUUUUACUUGGCUGAGAUGGUGAUAGCAAUUGACUCAGUUCAUCAACUACAUUAUGUGCACAGAGACAUCAAACCUGACAAUAUAUUGAUGGAUAUGAAUGGACAUAUUCGGUUAGCAGAUUUUGGUUCUUGUCUGAAGCUGAUGGAAGAUGGAACGGUCCAGUCCUCGGUGGCAGUUGGGACCCCAGAUUACAUUUCUCCUGAAAUCCUUCAAGCAAUGGAAGAUGGAAAAGGCAGAUAUGGACCUGAGUGUGACUGGUGGUCUUUGGGGGUCUGUAUGUAUGAAAUGCUGUAUGGAGAAACACCAUUCUAUGCAGAAUCUCUGGUGGAGACAUAUGGGAAAAUUAUGAAUCACAAAGAGAGAUUUCAGUUUCCACCCCAAGUGACUGAUGUAUCUGAAAAUGCUAAGGAUCUUAUUCGAAGACUUAUUUGUAGCAGAGAGCAUCGACUUGGUCAAAAUGGAAUAGAAGACUUUAAGAAACAUCCAUUUUUUAGUGGAAUUGAUUGGGAUAAUAUUAGAAACUGUGAAGCACCUUAUAUUCCAGAAGUUAGUAGCCCAACAGAUACAUCGAAUUUUGAUGUAGAUGAUGACUGUUUAAAAAAUUCUGAAACAAUGCCUCCACCAACACAUACUGCAUUUUCUGGUCAUCAUCUGCCAUUUGUUGGUUUUACUUAUACUAGUAGUUGUGUUCUUUCUGAUCGGAGCUGUUUAAGAGUCACAGCUGGUCCCACCUCACUGGAUCUCGAUGUUAAUGUCCAGAGGACUCUUGAUAACAACUUAGCAACAGAAGCUUAUGAGAGAAGAAUUAAGCGUCUUGAACAGGAAAAACUUGAACUUAGUAGAAAGCUUCAAGAGUCAACACAGACCGUCCAAGCUCUACAGUAUUCAACUGUUGAUGGUCCACUAACAGCAAGCAAGGAUUUAGAAAUAAAAACCUUAAAAGAAGAAAUUGAAAAACUAAGGAAACAAGUAGAAGAGUCGAGUCAUUUGGAGCAGCAACUUGAAGAAGCUAAUUCUGUGAGGCGAGAAUUAGAUGAUGCUUUUAGACAAAUCAAGGCUUAUGAAAAACAAAUCAAAACUUUACAACAAGAAAGGGAAGAGCUAAAUAAGGAACUAGUCCAGGCUAGUGAGCGAUUAAAAAACCAAUCCAAAGAGCUGAAAGACGCACACUGUCAGAGGAAACUGGCCAUGCAGGAAUUUAUGGAGAUCAAUGAGCGGCUAACAGAAUUGCACACCCAAAAACAGAAACUUGCUCGCCAUGUCCGAGAUAAGGAAGAAGAGGUGGACCUGGUGAUGCAAAAAGUUGAAAGCUUAAGGCAAGAGCUGCGCAGAACAGAAAGAGCCAAAAAAGAGCUGGAAGUUCAUACUGACGCUCUAGUUGCUGAAGCAUCUAAAGACAGGAAACUGCGGGAGCAGAGCGAGCACUACUCUAAACAACUGGAGAAUGAAUUGGAAGGACUGAAGCAAAAGCAAAUUAGUUAUUCACCUGGAGUUUGCAGCAUAGAACAUCAGCAAGAGAUAAACAAACUAAAGACUGAUUUAGAAAAGAAAAGUAUCUUUUAUGAAGAAGAAUUAUCUAAAAGAGAAGGAAUACAUGCAAAUGAGAUUAAAAAUCUGAAGAAAGAACUGCAUGAUUCAGAAGGCCAGCAACUUGCUCUCAACAAAGAAAUUAUGGUUUUAAAAGACAAACUGGAAAAAACCAGGAGAGAAAGUCAAAGUGAAAGAGAAGAAUUUGAAAAUGAGUUUAAACAACAGUAUGAACGAGAAAAAGUGUUACUAACUGAAGAAAAUAAAAAGUUGACAAGUGAACUUGAUAAGCUUACUACUUUGUAUGAGAAUUUAAGUAUGCGCAACCAACAGUUAGAAGAAGAGGUGAAAGAUAUAGCAGACAAGAAAGAAUCAGUUGCACAUUGGGAAGCCCAAAUCACGGAAAUAAUUCAGUGGGUCAGUGAUGAAAAGGAUGCACGAGGCUAUCUUCAGGCCUUAGCUUCUAAAAUGACUGAAGAAUUGGAAGCAUUAAGAAGUGCCAGCUUGGGUACACGAGCAACUGAUAUGCCCUGGAAAAUGCGUCGUUUUGCAAAACUGGAUAUGUCAGCUAGACUGGAAUUGCAGUCAGCUCUGGAUGCAGAAAUAAGAGCCAAACAGGCCAUCCAAGAAGAGCUGAAUAAAGUUAAAGCAGCUAACAUCAUAACAGAAUGUAAACUAAAAGAUUCAGAGAAGAAGAACUUGGAACUCCUAUCAGAAAUCGAACAACUGAUAAAGGACACUGAAGAGCUUAGAUCUGAAAAGGGUAUAGAGCACCAAGACUCACAGCAUUCUUUCUUGGCAUUUUUGAAUACGCCUACCGAUGCUCUGGAUCAAUUUGAACGCUCUCCAUCCUGUACUCCAGCUAGCAAAGGCAGACGUACUGAUCCCGUUGAAAACACUUAUGUAUGGAACCUGAGCAUCAAGUAUGUAAACAUCCAGUCAAGGUCCACAAGUCCUUCCAUAUCUAGUGAAGCUGAGCCAGUUAAGAUUGCAGACAGUGCUCCACCUCCAGUUCACACACCAACCUUAAGGAAAAAGGGAUGCCCUGGUUCAACUGGUUUUCCACCUAAGCGCAAGACUCACCAGUUUUUUGUAAAAUCAUUCACUAUUCCUACUAAAUGUCAUCAGUGUACCUCUUUGAUGGUGGGUUUGAUAAGACAGGGUUGCUCAUGUGAAGUGUGUGGAUUCUCAUGUCAUAUAACUUGUGUAAAUAAGGCUCCAACCGCUUGUCCAGUUCCCCCUGAGCAGACAAAAGGUCCCCUGGGUAUUGAUCCACAGAAAGGAAUAGGAACAGCAUAUGAAGGUCAUGUCAGGAUCCCUAAGCCAGCUGGAGUGAAGAAAGGAUGGCAGAGAGCACUUGCUGUGGUUUGUGACUUCAAACUUUUUCUAUACGAUAUUGCUGAAGGAAAAGCAUCUCAGCCCAGUGUUGUCAUUAGUCAAGUAAUUGACAUGAGAGAUGAAGAAUUUUCUGUGAGUUCAGUCUUGGCCUCUGAUGUUAUUCAUGCAAGUCGAAAAGAUAUACCCUGUAUAUUUAGAGUCACAGCUUCCCAGCUGUCAGCAUCCAAUAACAAGUGUUCAAUCCUGAUGCUAGCAGAUAGUGAGAAUGAGAAGAGUAAGUGGGUGGGAGUGCUGAGUGAAUUGCACAAGAUACUGAAGAAAAACAAAUUCAGAGACCGCUCAGUCUAUGUUCCCAAAGAGGCUUAUGAUAGCACUCUACCCCUCAUUAAAACAACCCAGGCAGCUGCAAUCAUAGAUCACGAAAGAAUAGCUUUAGGAAAUGAAGAAGGGUUAUUUGUUGUACAUGUCACCAAAGAUGAAAUUAUCAGAGUUGGUGACAAUAAGAAGAUUCAUCAGAUUGAACUUAUUCCAAAUGAUCAGCUUGUUGCUGUGAUCUCAGGACGAAAUCGUCACGUACGACUUUUUCCUAUGUCAGCUUUGGACGGGCGAGAGACAGAUUUUUACAAGUUGGCAGAAACUAAAGGGUGUCAAACUAUAACUUCUGGAAAGAUGCGCCAUGGAGCUCUUACAUGCCUGUGUGUGGCUAUGAAAAGGCAGGUUCUCUGUUAUGAACUAUUUCAGAGCAAGACCCGUCACAGAAAAUUUAAAGAAAUUCAAGUCCCAUAUAAUGUCCAGUGGAUGGCAAUCUUCAGCGAACAGCUCUGUGUGGGAUUCCAGUCAGGAUUUCUAAAAUACCCCUUGAAUGGAGAAGGAAAUCCAUACAGUAUGCUCCAUUCAAAUGACCACACACUAUCAUUUAUUGCACAUCAACCAAUGGAUGCUAUCUGCGCAGUUGAGAUCUCCAGUAAAGAAUACCUGCUGUGUUUUAACAGCAUUGGGAUAUACACUGACUGCCAGGGCCGAAGAUCUAGACAACAGGAAUUGAUGUGGCCAGCAAAUCCUUCCUCUUGUUGUUACAAUGCACCAUAUCUCUCAGUGUAUAGUGAAAAUGCAGUUGAUAUCUUCGAUGUGAAUUCCAUGGAAUGGAUUCAGACUCUUCCUCUCAAAAAGGUUCGACCUUUAAACAGUGAAGGAUCUUUAAAUCUUUUAGGAUUGGAGACAGUUAGAUUGAUAUAUUUCAAAAAUAAGAUGGCAGAAGGGGAUGAACUGGUGGUUCCUGAAACAUCAGAUAAUAGUCGGAAACAAAUGGUUAGAAAUAUCAACAACAAACGACGUUACUCCUUCAGAGUCCCAGAAGAAGAAAGGAUGCAACAGAGGAGGGAGAUGCUGCGGGAUCCAGAGAUGAGAAAUAAAUUAAUUUCUAACCCAACUAAUUUUAACCACAUAGCCCACAUGGGACCUGGAGAUGGAAUACAGAUUCUAAAAGACCUACCUAUGCCAGGUUUCCCUUAUCCAUCCCCUCAUCAUCACUCCGGUCUGAUCUCCUCUCCGAUCAACUUUGAGCACAUCUAUCACAUGACUGUUAAUUCUGCUGAAAAAUUUCUCUCUCCUGAUUCCAUAAACCCUGAAUAUUCCCCGUCUCUACGCUCUGUCCCUGGUACACCAAGCUUUAUGACUCUAAGGAACCCUCGUCCUCAGGAAAGCCGAACAGUAUUCAGUGGCUCAGUCAGUAUUCCAUCAAUCACCAAAUCCCGCCCUGAGCCAGGUCGGUCCAUGAGUGCUAGCAGCGGCCUGUCAGCAAGGUCAUCUGCACAGAAUGGCAGCGCAUUGAAGAGGGAAUUCUCUGGAGGAAGCUACAAUUCAAAGCGGCAGCCCAUGCCUUCCCCGUCAGAGGGCUCUUUGUCUUCUGGAGGUAUGGACCAAGGAAGCGAUGCCCCAGCAAGGGAUUAUGACGGAGAGGACUCUGAUUCUCCAAGGCAUUCCACAGCUUCCAACAGUUCCAACCUGAGCAGCCCCCCAAGCCCAGUUUCACCCCGAAAGACCAAGAGCCUCUCUCUGGAGAGCACCGACCGUGGGAGCUGGGACCCGUGAGCCCAGGGUGGCCCUCACCCCAGCACCCCCUAUUGCCUCUUCCCUCACUUGCAUCUCCUCCCUCCACCUCAGCCUGGAAUCCACCAGGAGCUGGCAGCAGUAGCAGGGUAGGGACUCAGCAGUUCUGAAGACACACCUGGCAGAUCAUGCUCCCUUACCUAACAGCCACAACAGGCAGGCUUCGGCAAGCAGCUGAGGUCAAUGUCGAUUCAUUCCGUACACUUAGAGUUGCUUUCAGUAACAUUUCACCCCUUCCCAAAAGGUAGCUGCAGUAGACUACACAAAUAUAAGUGAUAAGAGUAAGAUUAGACAGAUCUCGUUUUCACAAUAGCUCCUCAAUGUAGCCUCAGAUAGUACAUGGGAUUCUGCACGCCGGAGGGACGGUGUCCUUGGAAAGGUUGCUGAGCAAGCCAGUGUCAGUCCAGUUGUUGCCAGGAAAUCCUCACAGAUUAAAACAAUGCAUAUUUUACUACAAUACAGAGUUUAAAUAAAUACAUAAAUGUAGAAGUUAAAUACUGAAUGUACAUAGUCAAAAGAAGCAUCUUGUAUUCAAUGAAAGAUGGAUGCAUAUAUGAGAGAAAGAGAUCAUUUAAUUUAAAGCAAUGUGUUGUUUUUUGUCUGUUUCCCAGCUAAGUCAAGUACAGGGUAGAAAGGCCUCAAGCUGACAUUUGUGGAGGGAGAGUGGGAGAAAUCCCCAUCCUUGUGGUGCCCUGUCCUCAAGACCAGUGACAGGCUGUGGCCACCUUGGGAGCUUCUAGGGAACAUUUGGAGACUCUGGCUUUGUUGGUUUAUAGUACAACCUGGGCACCAGUGUUUUAACAUUUAAAGCCACUCAGUUUCAAAAAAAAAAAAACAACACUCACCUCUACCCCAAAACACUUCUUUUUCUAGCAAUAGUGUGAACCACACUUUUCACUUCUUACUAUAUUUUGCUAUCUGCUGCAGAUGAAUGUAGUAAUAUGAUUUUGUUACCAUGUGAUUCCUUCCAUUUGGAAGGGCACAGGAAUUUCAUGGGUUUUGAAAGUCCAUAAAAAGUUCAUAGAAGUGCUAUGUUUUUGAGCAAAUCCAGUUCCUCCUAUAAGGGUAUGGUGAGGUGGUCUGGCCCAGGUAUGGAAAUGGCUUUCGAAGGAGAAGACUUGUUGAGGGUGGGUAACAGAGUCCUGGGAAAAAAGACUUACAGAUAAUAUGAAACCUCAAAAGCAAGGACUUGCUCAACCUCAACCAAAUACUCUUUCUCCUGUGUAGGCAAGAAUGAGUGAGGAAGUCAGUAUGCAGGCAGGAAGCUGGCCCUGCAGGCCUUUCCACUGAAUUCUCCCUCAGUUGCUAUGUUAUUUUGUUACAUUUCUUUUUGAAUUCCUGCUGUUGUACUUGCCACUAGGAAAUGAAAUGAAGAACCAGAAGAAUUUAGUUCUACACAGUAAUUUCACCACUUAAGUAUAUGAGUAGAGAAAGAGAUAAAAAUAAAAAUAGCUCAUGGAAGCAAAGAAAAUCUGCCUCACUUUUACUUUUCACACAGGUUUCUGGGAGAAAUAGAAACAAUUUUCUCCUCCCUAUAAAAUUCAGCUAAAAUGAAGAAAAUUCUACAGUUGCCACUUGGGGGUGCCGUGGCCAUCUCAGCACAGGUACCUGGCACUUUUCAUCAGCAGAACCUGGGCCAAUCUGCCACAGCUUGCUGCCCAGGCCGUGCUGUUUCUACGUGCACACUACUUUAUGGAGAAAGGGCUACUGAUAUUAAAUGAAAGAAGGGAUCCUUUGGGGGGAUUAGAGUGAAGUGCUUAAAACAAUUGCUUUGAUACUGAAACAUUCUAAAUUUGCUGCUGGCUCAGGUCUGAUUAUAUUUUAUUUUGAAUGGGCAUAAACUGCUUUAGUUCUACUCUUCCAAAUAUUUUUGCUUUUGGGAAAAGAAGUAUCUCAAAAAUGCUUCUGUUCAUCUAAUUAUCAAGGGUCAGAUCCCAAAUGUGGUCAUUGCCAUUAUGUACUAUUCUGGUAGCUGCUUAAACUUGACACUUUGCAUGAAAAGGAAUCAACUAGCCAGCCAAUUAUGACCACCAGCUCCCCACCUCUUCUCACCCUCACUAAACAAUUAGUUUGUAGCUUUGACAACUGAUUGUGAGUUUUUGUUGCCUAUAUGUGCUUAUUUUUCAAAGGAUGCUUUUAGAAUCAAAACCUACCUGAACUUUAGGUUCCACUACCAUCAGUCCUACUACUACUUAGCCUCCCAGCAGGGAAAAUGAGUGAGUGAGUGCCCCCAAAGACAAGCUCAUCUCAGCUGCCAUCUGAUGGGCAGCUGAUUCAUGGUAACCAGUGGCUUGCACCACAGUGCUGUGAAUUUCGCACUGUAAUCAUAAAUUGUCUUGCACCAUGAGAGAGGAGUCCCAAAUAUGCUUAGACUCAAAAGUCAGGACUUUGAAUGGAGUGGUUCUUUGCCAGGGGAGUAGUAGUUUUGGGGAAGAUUUUCACAAGAUAAUGAUCAUCCUGGUAUGCUUAUCCCACCCUUAAAUAUGAAGCUUCUAAGAAGAAUGAUCUGAAAAGACCAGAAACAGGCUCCAGGAAAUCAUUCAGAGGUAUCCAUUAACAAAGAUCACAGGAAAGGUAUUUUGUUGCUAUCUGAAAUCGUCCUUUUUUCAUGCAGGACAUCUUAGAAAUGUGUAUGGCAACAAAUUAAUUUCUCCAUAGAAAACAAUGCAUUUAAAGGCAUUUUUGCAUAGUGUCUACAUGUUGGUGUUUGGUGCUAUCCAUGUCCAGCCAGUGUGUUACUUAUCCUUAAGUUCUGGCAAAUCUUGUCCUGUGCUUUUUGGGUGUGCAAAAUUUUACGUAUACAUAUAUAUUUCUUUUGCCAAAAACAAAAGCCUUCCUCGUGAAAUGAUUGCUAAAGCAGAUUUCACUUCUUUCAUAAUUAAAAUACACACACACACGUAUACCUAUUACACCUACACUUAGCGACUUUCUUUCCCAGGGAGCACAACUUUAAGGCUGUGAGAUACAACUAAAAAGGGACCAUCUAUUUGAUUUUCCAGCCAAUUCUUGUAUCCAGGCUUCAGGGGAGAAUAUGAAAUUCCUGUUUUGUUUACAGCAACAAUCUCGUUCCCCACUGACUCUCAGCCUCCCUCUCCUUCCAUAUGAUUAACAUCAUGUUAUGUUAUUUAGUGACCACAUCUAUUUCUAAGAAAGAGCAGUUGGUUCGUUUGGAAUCUCAGGUAUCAUUAAGGAAAUGCCAGAGUGGGGGUGGACAGAUGACCCAACACCCAGGGCCAUUUGCCAGCCUUGGCAGUGACCACAUACUAGUCUCCCAAUUCAGUGGGCCUGGCAGAGGCCACCACCCACUCCAGACAGAGAGACACUCGGAGCAGCCUGACGCUCCUGCUGUAAGUCACGCUUUGCUAUAGCCCAAGUCCAUUGGGCACAACAGGGAAUUAAUUGGGCACUUCCUUCCUCACCUCUCCCAAGCCCAGCCCCUGAAUUAGAUAAGCUUCAUGGCAUUUCAUUGAAAGCCUCUUUCCUUGUUAUGACCUUCAUUGUUCCUCAAAUCCAGAGUUCUUUGUUGAGUCCUGCUGGAUAAGGAGGGCCCUGCUUCAGGGGAGCACUGUCUUCCACCAGCACCAGCAGCAGGCCAACAGCUUCUCUACCACCCCAAGGACGACCAUUACACAAGAGGCCACCACUGCAUUUGCAGAUCGGACUGACCACCACGAAUCAACCUUGAUGUCUCGUGAAAGCAAAAUGACCUGCCUUUUUAUUUGAUAGGAUAAUAUCAUUUAUUUUAUAAAUUUUUAGGUUUUUUUCCUCAUUGUAAUAUUAUUGUACAGUUUUGCAUGGCCUAGGUGUAAUCAUUUUUGUUUAGAAUAUAAUGCUGACUGAUAUGUGUGUAUGGAAGGGGAAAAGAUAUUGCUUUCACCUCUUAUCACUUCUUUUGUUUGUUUUUAUGCCCCCAAUGUCUUAGGGAACUUUAUAAGAGAUUAUCUGCUACCAAACAAUGAUGUGAGUUCUUUUGCACAGAAAUAUUUAAGGUGGGAUAGUCAAAAAUGUUAACAAAAGACUUCUCACGAAUAUUUUAUGUUGGUAUCACUUAAUAUUAACCAGACUUUGAUGUACUGCAAUAAAACAGGGAACUGUUACAAUUGAA
Messenger RNA from Ictidomys tridecemlineatus (thirteen-lined ground squirrel), 9882 nucleotides. RefSeq names its product CDC42 binding protein kinase alpha (gene Cdc42bpa). Gene Ontology annotation, cellular component: cytoplasm; cytoskeleton; actomyosin. The record is from RefSeq and is a predicted model, not a curated record. NCBI's taxonomy places the organism in Eukaryota, Metazoa, Chordata, Mammalia, Rodentia, Sciuridae. Gene Ontology annotation, biological process: peptidyl-threonine phosphorylation; actomyosin structure organization. Gene Ontology annotation, molecular function: ATP binding; protein serine/threonine kinase activity.